Biomphalaria glabrata is the source of this 4328-nucleotide messenger RNA. RefSeq names its product carbohydrate sulfotransferase 15-like. Gene Ontology annotation, biological process: hexose biosynthetic process. The coding region runs from base 354 to 1913 and encodes 519 amino acids. NCBI's taxonomy places the organism in Eukaryota, Metazoa, Mollusca, Gastropoda, Planorbidae. The record is from RefSeq and is a predicted model, not a curated record. The transcript is spliced from 8 exons. Gene Ontology annotation, molecular function: N-acetylgalactosamine 4-sulfate 6-O-sulfotransferase activity.
GUACGCUAUAGUCACAGACAGGCUACAUGUUUCUGACUAUGAUUUCAAACCCUAAGCGUUCACAUCUUGGCUUCACCGUAACCAAACAUCGAGUAACUCGAGCCAGCUAGAACCUCGACGUACCUAAAGCUUCCAAUGUACGGUGUGACGGGACUAUAGAGCUAGUCUGCAUUCAGUUCUAAUACCGUCAAUCUGUAGACAAGUUUCGGUUUCUUAAAAUUUGUUCAUUAAAAUUAUUAGAAUAAUGCGAAAAUGUAUUAAUGGAUUUGAAAGCAUUGGAUAUUUCAUAACAUCACAAUGCUGCUAGCCUAGCGUGGAAGUCUAGGACCAGGAAAUGACACAACGUUCUGAGCAUGACGUUUGGUCUCAACAACACAAAAUGGCUCCUGAAAAGCCCAGUCCCUGUUUGGCGGAUAGGUCUUCGGCCAUUCAUACUCUUCUGCCUUCUCGCCUUCACUGCGACGGCGGUACUAUUUGCACUGACCACCCAAAACUGGUGGGGCGCCACUGUGAACUUAAUCACGGACCCUUCCUAUCGGAGCAGCAACUUACCAGCCAGUAUGACAAGAGGAAAACAGCACGACCACGGCAUGAUUCACGGACAGGGCAUAUUUGUGCCUACUCAAGAAACGGACGUCUGGAAGGAUAUUGUUCUCAAGUCUUCCUCUCUGUACAUGUCCGAGGUCCCCGCAGGUCCGCACGGUAACGAAAGUUUUGGAAAGAAAGGACAUGGCGUUGUUCCUGUUACGUGUGACCCGAGUGCUCAGGUCUCGGAAACAUUACGAAUGAAGCCUCUUGAGUUUCUCAAAGAAUUCAAAAAUCCUUGUUGGAGAGAGCCGCUGGAAGAGCCCAUUGAAGAGCUCUACUCUCACAAUAGUUACGCCCUUGCUUCCCCUUCUUAUCAUAACGCUUUCAACAAAAUUCUGGACCAAUGGAAACUGAUAAAACCUGAUCCUAAGUAUCGACUGAGGUGUCUGCCUUAUUUCUUCCUGGCUGGCCAACCCAAAAGUGGGAGCACUGACUUCUACAAAAGACUUAUAGCUCACCCGGACAUAGUGGCGCCCCCUUCAAAGGAAUCCCACUGGUGGGCAAAGAACAGAUACGGUAUGUUCCUGAACUUCACACAGCCCAUUCCAUUCUCCGACUACGUCGACCUCUACGAUGGUGUAGCACUGAAAAUACAACAAGCUGGGACAUCGACAAAUGGAAGUAUUACGUACCCUAAAAUUACAGGUGAUGGCAGCGUGUCCACUCUGUGGUACAAUGAUGACUGGUGGAAGAAUCCAGAAAACUGCGGGAUGACGGUUCCGAGAUUUACUAACGCACACCAUGUCUACGCAGUCAUUCCGCAGGCGCGGAUCAUAAUUAUACUUAGGAAUCCUAUAGACAGAUUGUAUUCAGAUUUCUUAUACUUCCAACGUAGUGACAAAAGUCCUGAAGAUUUCCAUCAAGCUGCAGAGAACGGCAUUCAGCUCCUGAACGAAUGUAUUGAUAGAUUCGGAAUGCGAGCUUGUAUUUAUAAUUCUUCAGUUGCAGGAAAGUCAAGGGUACGCUUGAGAGUGGGUCUUUACUACCAGUACCUGCAGGAGUGGUUGACUUUAUUUCCACGAUCGCAGGUAGCUGUGGUCAGGCUGGAGGAUUAUUCUGCAAAGCCGCUGUCCACUGUCAGACAAGUGCACACCUUCUUGCAAUUAAGGCAGCUGUCGGACGUCGAAGACGACAGAGUUCUGGCGCAGCCCAAACACAACACUCGAAGGACGUCCGACAGGAAACUCGGAGGGAUGCUGGACAAGACCAGAGAGCUACUCCACUCAUUCUACCACCCCCACAACCUGGACUUAUCCCAACUACUUCAUGAUGACCGGUUCCUGUGGUUAGAGUCUGAAGCUCAGAGAAAUAACUCUGGCGACUAAAGUAGUGAACACAAAAUAACAACUGUACAAAUGCUUCACUGUGAGUGUAUGAAACCGAAUUUGUUCAGGGCUAUAUUAAGACAUCAUGCACUAUUUUAUUUACUGUCUUCAUUAUUUGAUUUCAUUAUCUUAAAAUCUACUUACUUUUGCCACACACAAACUUUGAAAUGCAGUUGUUUUUGCAAACGGGACCUGAGUUAUAUUGUACUGAUUGUAGAUUGAAUAUACUUGACUACCAAUAACCACAACGGUGGCUUGUAGCGUAGCUCAAACUUGCCUCUGAAAUGUGCAAAUUUUUUUGUUUUUGUUUGUAUUGAGACAAAAAGUGGAAAUCUUGUGUGUGACUGUACAGGAUGUUACUUGGAGUAACUGUUUAAAGCAAUGUCAUUGUAAUAUAUACACUACAUCCCACAUAUUGUGGACAAUCAGACCCAAUCUAUGUAUAUAAUAAAAUUGAAAUCGAAUUAUCUUACCCGUUAGUUUGAUUGUUUGUCUAAGUAUAGAAGUAGAACAUGAAUUGGGGCCUACACCAAUGUCAUUACACAGCUUAUAUCAACUCACUCUGUCUGUCCGUCUGUCUGUAUGUGUGAAUGGUAAAAUGUUUGUACAUGUUAUUCUCCCACACUCAAUCUCGGAUUAAGUUGAAAUUUUGCGCAAUUAAUUAAUUAUUGUACAUAUAAUAAUACGACUGAUGCAAUUGAUGUAUACAAUUACACUUAAUAUAAGCUUUGUUUUUUUUAAAUGUUUUUCUUGUAUUUGUGUGUGUGUUUUCAUUUAUCAACAUAGUCCUUGAUGAAAAUAUACAGCCUAUUGUACAUCUCUUUUAAGAUGGGAUUAUCAGUUUGUGACCGGAACUAAAUAUCAAUUGUUUGAUGAACUGAUAACUUAGAUGUUACCAUAUGUCAGGUAAGAAAUGAUGUGUAGGACUUGUAGGACAGUAGGUCAUAUAGGACUUGUAGGACACGUAGGUCAUAUAGGGCAUGUGGGACAAGGAGGAUCCCUUAUGAUCAAACGUUGCUAAUAUGAGAAUGUACUUUUUUGUUCUAGAAAAAAAAAAGGGGGAGGGGGUAAUUACAAUCUGCUUUCAUGUCCUGUAAUGAAUUGCAACUCUUCAAUUUCGGAAGUUUUAUAAUUUUUUGUUGCUGUAUUUCAAGCCACUUAUUGUCACAGUUUCUGAGGUCAAGGAUGUUUUAGUACGUACUUAGACUUUAGAAAGUACAGUUAUACAAAUAAUUAACAUCAAUUCACAAUGGGAGUUAUGUCAAAGCUAUUUGAACCUUGUACAAUGAGAUGUCAAAGUUAUAUGUAUAAUUAAAUCCGACUUUUGGUUAAAUUUUAUUGGUAUUGGGUUUUUAUACUGUUUUAUAAUUUAUGAAAUUUGUUUUUUGUUUUGUUCUUUUGUUUGACUUAUUUUGUGAUACUUCAUAGAAAUGCUCAUUCUGUACCGAUAUUUAUAUAUAGGCAAGCAAAUAAGGGGCGCCAACAAACUUCAACUUGGUAUGUCAGAGAUGACUGGAGCUGAACAAACUUCAACUUGGUAUGUCAGAGAUGACUGGAGCUGAACAAACUUCAACUUGGUAUGUCAGAGAUGACUGGAGCUGAACAAACUUCAACUUGGUAUGUCAGAGAUGACUGGAGCUGAACAAAUGCUAAGAGAUGUUCUCUAUGUAUUACAUGUAUUUUUUUUUCAAGGAACUACAAUCAACAUUUUAUUGCUGAGCACAAAAAAAAGUUUAAUUUGUAAAAGUGGAUAUACUGAUGACAAGUUUACAUUAAGUUUAUAGACAAGUUUAUAGAAAAGACUCCUUUUGUAGAAGUCCAUUAUAGCAAUGACUGUAAAUUCACUUGAAAAGACUCCUUGCAAUAUUGACAUUUUUCAACAAAUAGAUUGAGGACUACCAUCAGCAGCUUUAUAAAGAAGGAAUUAGCAGUUUUUUUUUUUGUAAAGCUUGCAUUAAGUUUCUUGUUUAUUGAUAAUGUAUAUUAUGAUUUAAUGAUGUACAUUUACGAAUGUCGAAUUACUUUUGUGGUAUCAGUACAUUUUUUUUGUUAAUUAGCAACGCUAACAGCAAUGGGUCUAAAAAUUCAGAAAACGUAAUUCUGAGAACGUUAAUGUUCAAAUAAUUACCCAGAACUACAGCAAAUAAAAUACCCAGAACCAUUGCUAAAAUUUAUGAUGAAAUAAUAGAUGUCAUCAUGAGACCCAAUCUAUGUUUCUCUUGUGAUUCAUGGCCAUAACUGUUGUGGAAUGUGUUAAGUACAUUAGUGGACAAUGCUUUGGGUGUAUUACUGUACAACGAUGUCAAAUGUUACAGGUAUUGUCUUGUAUAUAACUGUACAACGAUGUCAAAUGUUUAAUGCAUUGUACAUCGGUUAUAAAAAAUAAAGCUCACAUUUUUAUAAUAAUUUAAAAAA